Messenger RNA from Sinocyclocheilus grahami, 1804 nucleotides. Its product is annotated as carboxypeptidase N catalytic chain-like. The record is from RefSeq and is a predicted model, not a curated record. Gene Ontology annotation, molecular function: metallocarboxypeptidase activity; zinc ion binding. Bases 1 to 1542 code for a protein of 513 amino acids. Gene Ontology annotation, biological process: protein processing; peptide metabolic process. Lineage: Eukaryota; Metazoa; Chordata; Actinopteri; Cypriniformes; Cyprinidae. The transcript has 12 exons.
AUGUACAUCACAGAUGGAGAUGAUCUGGACAUGGAGGACAGUGAUGAUGAGCUUCCACCAAUGAAGUUCCUCUUAGACAAUAUCCAGAAGCAAACCACUGGCACCACUGAAUGUAGAACUGUCACAGAGAUGAGUGUUGAUGAGCCAGAAGAAAUGUUGGUAGAUGAUCCUGAAGACGUCCUGCGUUUAGUUGAGCUGUUGGAGGGAAUCUUACAGUGGAAAAUUACAAGCCUGACAUCACAGUCUCUUACAGUAAAUGUCAACCGGAAGAGGCAAGCAGUCCUGGGCAAGCAGCUUUGGAACAUCUUACAGUGGAAAAUUACAAGCCUGACAUCACAGUCUCUUACAGUAAAUGUCAACCGGAAGAGGCAAGCAGUCCUGGGCAAGGCUUUGGAACUUCCUGACUGGUGGUCACCUGACCUGUGUUUUUCAGUGGAGCCCGAGUUCAAGUACAUAGGGAACAUGCAUGGGAACGAGGUGCUUGGCAGGGAGCUGCUCAUCUACUUAGCCCAGUUCCUGUGCGAGGAAUAUCGGGCAGGAAACGAGCGAAUCACGCACCUCAUCCAUGACACACGGAUCCACAUCCUUCCUUCGAUGAACCCGGAUGGAUAUGAGGUUGCAGCCAGGCAGGGUCCAGAGUUCAACGGCUACUUAGUGGGACGUGGAAACGCAAAGGAGGUGGACCUGAACCGCAACUUCCCAGACCUGAAUGCUCUUAUGUAUUACUACGAGAGGCACAAUGGCCAAAACCACCACCUGCCACUGCCUGACAACUGGGAACUACAGGUUGAGCCAGAGACUUUAGCAGUGAUAAAAUGGAUGCAAAAUUACAACUUUGUUCUGUCGGCUAACCUCCACGGUGGCGCUGUAGUCGCUAACUACCCCUUUGAUAACUCUCGCGAACCCCGGAUAAGAGGCAAAACAUCUAACUCGGCUACCCCCGAUGAUAAAAUAUUCAAAAAGUUGGCAAAGACGUACUCCUACGGCCACAGCUGGAUGCAUAAGGGCUGGAACUGCGGCGAUUACUUUGAUGAAGGAAUCACAAAUGGAGCCAGCUGGUACUCUCUGUCUAAGGGGAUGCAAGACUUCAACUACCUCCACACAAACUGCUUUGAGAUUACUCUGGAGCUCAGCUGUGAUAAGUUUCCUCCAGCGACGGCUCUCGCCAGUGAGUGGCUGGCCAACAGAGAGGCUUUGGUGUCCUACAUGGAGCAGGUGCACCAUGGGAUUAAAGGCAUGGUCUAUGAUGAGAACAACAACCCAAUUAGCAAUGCUGUGAUCUCUGUGGCUGGCAUAAACCAUGAUAUCACCAGCGGAACGGAUGGAGACUAUUUCCGUCUGCUCUUGCCGGGUACCUACACAGUGACGGCUUCUGCACUAGGUUACCAACCUUUUACCAAAACAGUAACAGUGGGACCGGCUGAAGCUGUACAGUUGGAUUUCUAUUUGAAAGUUCAACCAAAAGGGAACGUUAAAGCUUAUCCCAACAAGAAAGGUUCAACAACAUCUAAAAGUCCUCCGACCAACCUUGGCCCAAGAUAAAGAGCAAGAACAGACAAAACAAGUCGUUGCUUUUCAAAACUGAAGAACAACAAAGGGAAACAUGGACACUCACUGUGUGCACACGAACCUCACUUUACUGUGUCAUGUAGAUUCUCUGUUGUUUGUAUAAAUGCAUAAAAGUGUUUUCAUUGUGAAAUCCAUAUAUUGCUCUCAUGUUCUUGUGGAGCAUAAAUAUAUAUGUAUGUCUUAUAAUGGCUUGGAUUAUAAAGGAAAUGGGAAAAGGUAGGUAAUGUACUGUAAA